CCCAUCCCAUGGCAAUAGCCAAAAGCACAAACAGAUUUCUUAAUUCUUACAUUUAAGAAGAAUGUAUGACGGACCUGAAAAAUUCAGCAAUGUAACGAGAAAUUAGCUUCUGAAUAAUGUGACAAGUUUUAUGGAUUCUCCAGCCUGCUGACUUUAUGUGACUCAAAUAAAAAAGAUACAGAACUGCUUGGUGGCAUUAGUUUAUCUCUGGAGCUACAAGAUAAUUGAAAUGCUGCGAAAAAGGCCUGUUCUGAUUUACCGCAGUGAACAUUGUCCAAAACUAUUACUUCUAGUCAAAACUACUGCACAGUGAUUCAUAGAAAUUUGACCUAUUUGUUAUGAUGGCCGUAAGUCGUCGCAUUUCGUGCCCACAGACUGUGCUUCACUUAUGGGAUGCAAUUGCUUACAUUCGACAGCAGAAACAGAUACCCAAUCGAGAGAGAUUGCAAGUGUACAUGAGGCGAGUAUACAAUCUGGAACCAGCCGAUUUUUCCAAACAGUUAGAAUUGGCUAUAGAAGAUGGUCUUGUUCUGGUUAAAAGACAUAAAGGCUGUAAAGGUUCCAAGGUUGGAAUCGAACAGGAUGGUCACAAAGUGCCGGACAAAAUUCCGGAGCAAGAUGGACACGAUUGGUACUGCUUUGAAUGUCAUAGUGGUGGGGAAGUGGUGCUAUGCACCAAAUGUCACCGUGUUUAUCACUUGCAGUGUCUCACUACCGCACAACAAACUCUCUCCAAGAAUAUUCCAGAUUCAUACAUUUGUCCAGUGUGUAAGGAGAUUCCUGAAAAAUUUUCUCUUAACUUGAAAAAAACAGAAUUGAAUAUACUUCUUGGGUUUACAUGCAUCCGGCUAAAAGAAAAGACCAAAGAGUUGCAUCGAAUUCCCCACCCGGAUGAGGAGCGCUGGAGGCACGAUUUCCUCAUCUCUAAGCCUAUGGAUUUGGUGGCCAUGGAGGAGAAAAUGAAGAGCAAUGAAUAUACUUCUCUGUCAGAGUUUUAUACAGAUGCCUUGCAGAUUGUGCAUAAUGUUGUUCUCUAUUUUGGAGUAACCAGUCGAAUAACUGAGAUGGCACGUCAAAUGCUUGGAGAUUGCGAGUAUGACCUACUGGAAAUAAUGCAGUGUAGAAAUUGCUACAGGAUGUCCAAUAUGAAAAAUGAUCCUUUCUGGUUCUGCCAGCCCUGUGAAAUUCCUCAUGAGUUAGUUUAUGCAAAAUUAAGGGGAUUCCCUUAUUGGCCAGCCAAAGUUAUCAAGAAAGAAGAUGGAAUGUAUGAUGUACGUUUCUUCGGAGCAUUUCAUCAGAGGGCUUUAAUCGAGGAAGAUUAUGUGCAACCCAUUGAUGCAAGUUUAAAGAAGCUAAAUGUGAAGAUGACACCAUCCUUUCAGCGAGCUUUUAAAGAAUUAAAGCAUCAUCAAAAUCUUGUCCAACAAAAUCAAAAGAAAGAUCUAACUGUUACUGCUGAGAGUAAUGUUCACACUAUCUCUGCAGAAAAUGAUGUGCAAGCUAAUGAUAAGCCUAAAUCAACACGAAAACGUAAGAGCUCUGCUAGUGAGCCUAAAAAACAGGUGCCAGCUGCAAAAAAACUAGCCACUGGUCCAGUAAAAAAGAAUAAAGUUUUUUAUCAAGAAUCUCCUACUUCAUCAUCACCUAAAGGAAAUGUGCUGCAGGAAGCAGUUUCAGAAGACCAUGACCAAGUAACUUCAUCCAGUCAAGAUGUGUCUGUUCAACAUGUUUCAGUUGCCAUACAAACAACUAAUGAGCUUCAGGAGAAUAAUUCAAAGGAUGCAAAAUCGGGCAGCAGUCCAGAGGAAGAAAAAUCUGACAGUACUCCGAAACCCUGUGACUGUGGGCCUCGAUAUGAACGACUCUUGAAAGAGCUGCAAACCCGCUUAGAAGCUGAACAUAAAGAGGAUAAAUCUCGUGCUUUAAAAGAGUUCUCUGAUAAGCUUCACCAGGAGCUGGAAGCAGAGCGACAACGUGAGUUAGCAACGACUCUGGAGAAAGUACGACGUGAACGCAGGGAACUGGAGCAGCAACUGCAAUUGACUCAUGAAAAGGAGAUUUGCAAGCUGACUGAACAGCACUCUACUGAAAUCUCCGAAUGCAAAAAGAAGCAGUGGUGUUAUAAUUGUGAGUGUGAGGCCAUUUAUCAUUGUUGUUGGAACACGUCAUACUGCAGCGUUGAGUGCCAACAGGUUCAUUGGCAUAAGGAGCACAAGCGAACUUGCCGCAGAAAGCGGUGAAGAGAUCAUCCAACGUUAAUCCAAAAGUAUUCUGUUGAUAUACUAUUUGUGACUCAUGUAUGUGCGAAUGGUGCAAUGUCAAGUUUCUUCAGUGAUCGAAUUUGAGCAAGUCUGAACCUCGGUCCCUGUAAAAGAAAGUGUUAAACGAUUUUAAAGAGAAAAGUUAAAUUGUUGUUUUAUCUAUUUAUUUAUCUUUUCUCUUGUGCUAUCAGAAAUUCAUAUUUUUCAGCAACAGUACCCUGGCUUUUCCUUGGUACUAGAAAUAAAUCACAUUGCUUGUUUUUUCGAAUUAAAUUCAGUAGAAUGAAUGGAAGAAAUAGUAACUUUUAGGCAAGUGGUUCCGUAAUUGUAUAAAUAGCAUUUUCUUCCAUGAAAUUCUAUAGUAAAUUACAUAAAAUCAUAAAUACUUUUUUAUUUCUUGAUUUUUUUUUCUUUUUUUUUUUUUUCCAUUUUUAUAAAAGAUUAAUGUGUGUGACAAUUGCUUGCAAUUCAAGUGCUGAGUAACUAUGGGUGAUUUCAAUGUUUUGAUGCAGCUUUCAAAAACAUUUCUCAUUUUUUAUUGAUGCAGUAAAAGCUUGACUGUCUAGAAAGUGCAAGUAACACCACACUCCCUAUGCACAGCUUUUCUAGAUAGUUGUGUGUGUUAAAAUUUGAACUUGCUUUAAAAAAAUAUGAAAUGCAAAAAAAAAAAAAAAAACUAACAGAAAUUAAAAUGGAAAAUUUGCAUUUUUUUUAAUUUCAGAACAGGAGCAUCAAUUAAUUAAAAUUGCUAUCCCUUUGCAAACAUCACAUUCAAAGUCAAAACAUAGCAAGUGCAGAAGUUGUAGAUCUUGUAUUUCAACUAGUUCAUGACAUUUUAUUAUAAUUAUUUUUUAAAUAAUUGUUUCCAUUUUAUGAAUUAUUUAUUAUCUUUGUAAUGUGUAAUAUUUUUCUUGGUUGUUCCCCUCCGCCCCCCCCCCCCUUAAAAAAACAUGUAAAAGGGAUAGAAACCCAGAGCUGUGUAUUUAGUUUGACAGUAUAGUUCACCACUUUUUUUAAAUUUAUUUAAAGAAGUAAAAAAUGAAAUUUAUUGUAAAAAAUUACAAUAAAUGGAUCUUUCUGCUCAUGUGAAUGCCGAACUUUUAAGCUGUACAGUUUUAUUAUUAUUAAUUCAUAAUCAUUUCGAGUUUGGCCUGUAUCGUGUUAAAAGUUGCCUUUCUUUCAUGAAAUAAUACAAAUGAAAUUGGGUGUUUAAGUUUGCAAAAAUCAAUGUUUUUUUUUUUUUUAACUUGUACUAUAAAGUUUUGAAAUAUAAACUGUCUAAAAAUAUUCUAAAUUUCUGUACCAUUUACUAACUCUUUUUCAUUAAAAUGAGCUACAUAUUCUAGAUUUUAACCUGCGACUUAUUUAUGGUUUAAGAUUCUCUGCACUAGUAUUUCACCUGUGAGAAUAGUUUGCAGUCUGGGUUCUCGAAGAAAACAAGUUGAAAAAACUUUUUUCUAAACAUGCCUUUGUUAAAGAUUGAGGGUGCACUACAAAAAUAAUUUUGCUGACAUGUUUUGUGGCCUCAGUUUAAGUAAACUGCUGGGCAAUUUGCUGCAAAAUUUAAUAUCUUUAUAGAAAGUAUCUCUUUUUAUAGAGUUUUUAAGCUAUUGUAAUUUGUAAGUCAAUGUUUUGUAAUGAUAUUGACAAAGCGGCUAUACAGUAUUCAGACCUGUAAUACAAUUCCUGUAUUUGGAAGAGGAGAGGUCUUACUUUUUAUGCUGCUUUGUCUUAUUUUAUUUAUUUCCAUUCUUUUGUAAUUUUUCAAGUCCGUAUAAUGGAAGAAGCAAUAUUUUUGAAUCAAAAAAUAGUAUACAAUUAUUUAAUAUAAAUACUGCUUUUGUCUAAUGAUUGUACCGUAAUUUAUUCAUUUAUUUAUUUUCUUUUGUAAAAAUUAUAUUUUAUCGUUUUUAGCUUAGAUGUCUGCAAUGCUUAAAGUUAUCAGGAUUAAUUUGUUGUUGAUGAUAGUUCAAAUGAAUUGUUUUGUUUUCGAAUAUAAAUUCAAAAACUUUUUCAAAAUAUCAUUCAAAGCAUUGAAAUUUUAUUAAAAGUCAUUUUUGGCAUACUUAAAAAAAAAUCUUAUGUAAUUAAUCUUUUCAGAAUGUUUAUAUAUUUGUUUCUUUGAACUCAACAACCAAAAUAGUUGAAUAUGUUUUGUUUUGCAUUUAAGUAUAAUUUGUUAAUAUGCCUCCUGAAGCAAAUUUGUUUGGAGAUAUUUUGCCAAUGUUGUAUUUAGUUAUCUUUAUUUUCAGUAUAAAAUGCAUAUAGAGUUUAAAAAGCUGUAUAAAAUUUUCAAAAUAAGCUUUUUUUUUUAAGAAGCCUUUUUAAUUUAGUAUUAUCUGCCAUGAUGUCACUGCUAAUAAAAGUUCUCCCUCAAGGAAGUUUUUAAUAAACCUUUUUAGGUUUGUAUUAAAUGUUGAUAGAUUUUAACAGUGAGUGUUGUAAAACAAAUGUAACAAAGGGCAGAAAAUAUAUUACUUUUUUGUUUUAGCCUUUUUAUUAAUCCUUAGGCAUGUUGUAUGUUUGGAAUUCAUGAAUGUGUCAAAAUAUCUUUUAUCACAGCAAAGGCUAUUCGUUAGCCAUUCUUUAUGAGAAAAUAUGUUUCAAACCUUAAAUAAGUCCUGUUCCUGUUUUCUUAUCAUUGUGACAUACAUCUCGAAUUCAAAACCAGGAAUGGAAAAUGUGCCAAAUGGCAGAAAAAAUUCACUGGUGCUUCACACGAUUGCUUCUAUAGUUUGCAUUGAACAAUGCAGUCCAGCUUUUUAAUAAUUUAACUUUUUUUUUCUGUUAACUUUUGCUUGCUUUUAAAUUGGCAGUUUCAAAUUUAGUGAAGUGGAGUAAAUUUUUCCUGUUUUAAGCCUUAUGUUGUGUCAUUUGUUAAAAUGUCUUUUAAUUUUACAAUUCAUGAAACAACAAAAUUAGUAAUUAAAAUUAUUAUGCAUACUAAAUACUAUUUGUCCCCUGCCGGAAACACUAUGUAUUGUUUAAAAAUAUUAUUUCUAACAUGUGAUAUUUUCAGUUCAAGUUUCAGAGAAGAUUUUGUAUUGUAAAAAAAAAGUAUUAAAUGUGUGUUUUAAAAAUUUUCAAAUUCAAAAAGUUGAGUAAUUGUUUUGAAUUUAAGCAAUGCUUUGUGCUAUGUUUGCUUAUUUUAUGCAUUUUCUAUAAGAAAACUUGUAAACCUUUUUAGGAAAUUUCUGUCCCAUCUUAAAAAAAAAAAAAAAAAAAAAAAAAAGAGUUUUUGAGAAGGCUUGAAAUUAAUUGUAUGUAAGCGUUGUGCCUAAAACUCAUAUUAAUUACAAAUCUGAGUUUUUAAAAGCAUCUGUUAGUAAAAAUGCGAAAUUCCUGACUCUAUGGUUCAAAUUUUAAUACAAGCAGUUUGUGUUGUGUACUUUUCAUUGCACAACUUUCUCUUUCAAAAUGUUUGAAAAUAAACAAUGUAUUUGCAUAGAUAAAUAUAUUUACUGUUGGCUCUGUUUGUUUAGGAGUGCUCAUCAGUGACUGUGCAUUAAUAAAUAUUUUUCAUAAUGCAAAAUUGCUUAUCAAUAUUUUUUUACUAGGGUAAUUGGCAAAUCAACAUAUCAAAAAAAAGGAAUUUUGUGCUAUUGUUUUCUGAAUGCUCUUUUUUUACAUUGGGCUAUGAGUGAGUUCCUCUUAAAGCACAAGGGCAGAUUUCUCUCCCCAUUGUUUGUGUUAAAGCCUUUAAUCCUGUUUGUUGUUGUUGUACAGAUUAAAAUAUACAGUUAAUUGUUGUUACUAUUGAUUGAAAGAAAUCUUUUAGCAUUAUAUUCAGAAGUAUAUUUAUGUACUAAGCUUGUUGUAAAAAUAUUAUGUAAUACUGAAUGGGCAUUCAAAUCAAAAUGUGUGGAUUCUUGCAUUGUGUAUCUUUUAUUUGAUCUUUUCUUUUAAUUUUCUAUUUAUUCAUCUGACACACAUUUUUGUAAGUGAAGGAGUGGGAAAUAAAAAGGCCAAUACAGUUUGUGUUAUAAGUAGAGUGUAUUAUUGCAUCAAAUCAAAAAUUAUGUGCUGGAUUUUUCGUAAGUUAUGCUUAGUGUGUGGAGCCUUGGAUUGUUCCUUGAGAAGUAAUGGCUAAUAUAUUUUACUCCAAAAAAGAAAUUGACAAAUUUGGAAGGUUUAAUGUAUUUGGUAUAAAAUUCUUAAUACCAAUAGAAUUUUCUCUGGGAGUUGGUUGCUUUAUUUAUCAUUCAUAUUAAAGUUACAAUAUUCUACUGAUUGAAGGAUAUUUAGGUAAAUAUCAUAAACCAAUUCUUUUAAACAUUUCGUAUUUGUAAUCAACACAUUCCCUGCCAAUCACGCGCCAGCACGUUGAAGCUAAACAGCUUCUCUACUUCGAUCGAUAUUGUACGUGAGGUGUGUCUGCUGGUAUUGCUGUUUCCCAAAAUAUUUGGUUUAUUAAUGUAUAGUAAAUGCAGUGUUAAUGUAAAUUGGUUUCAAUGCACCUUUUUUUAAAAAAAAGUGCUUUUUAAAUUAUAACUGACAUAUAAUCCUGACCUAGUUGGCCUAACAAACAUCCAUCAAACGUUCCUCCCAAAAUUUUUUCUAAUUACAGCACUUAGUAUAACAAUAAGUAUUUCUUAACUUCAGCAUAAUGCAAGUUACUUACUAGAAACUAUGGGAAGGAGUGUUGACCAGCUUCAAAGCCACUAUUUUUUUUUUUUUUUAAAUAGGGUUGUUUGGGGUAAGAGGACCCCUUUUGAAAAUAGUUUGUUUUUGAAACCUAAUACAAAAGUUUUGAAACAAAAAAAUUGAAGCUUAUUGUCUUAUUUUAUCUUGGACAUCCUUAAUAAACAAAAGUUCAUCAUUUUUUUCUAAAAUAAUGUUUUAACUAUUCUUAACGAUUAUAUUUAAAAAAAAAAAUCUGAUUGGUGUCCCACUUUUUCCCCAUAGUGAGAGGUAAGUGAGUCAUCCUCUUUUAUUUAAAUUUAAAUGAAGCAUAUCUAAAAAAGGAAUUCGAGGGUCUUACAUGAUAAAGUAUAAAAUUUUACUGUGAAGU
Molecule: messenger RNA, 7272 nt
Organism: Uloborus diversus
Lineage: Eukaryota; Metazoa; Arthropoda; Arachnida; Araneae; Uloboridae
Product: zinc finger MYND domain-containing protein 11-like
Exons: 15
Coding region: 339-2240 (633 amino acids)
Biological process (GO): regulation of transcription elongation by RNA polymerase II
Molecular function (GO): protein binding; DNA binding; transcription corepressor activity
Source: RefSeq, a predicted model, not a curated record